This is a messenger RNA of Gasterosteus aculeatus aculeatus (three-spined stickleback), 2202 nucleotides long. The record is from RefSeq and is a predicted model, not a curated record. Lineage: Eukaryota; Metazoa; Chordata; Actinopteri; Perciformes; Gasterosteidae.
UUUAAUUUUCUUUAAAAUCUUCUUGAAAGAGCUUUGUGAUGAUGCUAAAUGUAGGCAAAAUAAAUAAAAGCGUAUUUAUUUCUCUCAUUGGUUGGAAAAGUCUACUUAAAAAAGGACCCCAUGAAAACUGUUAAUCAUGGUGGAUUAUUGGGACACGGGAGAUUUAGAUUUGUUGAAAUUACUAAAAUGUAAAAAGAAGCCAAAGAAUCUCCCCAAAAAUUAUAUCUAACUUUCAGAUUGAAGUACCAAUGUUUACAUAUUAUUAAAGAGGUUAUUUCUGUGUUGUAAUGCCUUUUCUGUUUGUCCCCCCGGCUAAAGGACGAAGGAGUGUCUGGACUGUCUACUGCUAUUCUCGCUGACUAACUGAGUAGUUAAUCCUUGAGUUUGUAUUUCUUUUGGUUUGUUUCCCUUAUUUUCUUUUUGUUUGGGUUGGGAAGUGUGUCUGUCUUUUUGACAGCUAAAAGUUUGGUUAAAUAUUUCAAACACAAAUAACAUAAUGAGAAUUUACGAACUGUCAAACAAGACUGCAUUUUUUUAAUCAGUUUUGAGUGCUGUGUUUUUCUCCUAAUGAUUCGAAUCGCGUUUUGAAGCACAUCAAACAGCGGUUAGAGAACCGUUAGUCUCUACGGUUCACCGGGACUUCACACUCGGAGCAGGAGGAACCGCUGGCAUUACUUCACCAUGAACGCCUUCCAUAUUACAAACGUGGUAGCUGUUCUUUUAGGGCUUGCGAUGGGCUUAUUUCUGAAAAACUGCAUGGAUCUCACCCCUAUUGAGAAAAUGUCCAUCAGAAUCCCAGGAGAUUCCCUGAUUCGUAUGCUUCAGUUGGUCUCCAUUCCUACGCUUACUACGAGUAUAGUAUUAGGAGUAACUGCCCUGACUGCUGAGGCCACCAAGAAAAUAGCUUGGCGUGGGGCAGCAUACAUUUUGUUGUUGACAAUCAUAUGUGUGUGUCUAGGAUUGGCGUUGGUCCUCCUGAUUAAGCCUGGAGCGGGACAGACGGUUGGACAAGGUGAGCUGGAAAAAGUGCUCCCCCCACUCCAUGCGUUCCUCGAUGUAGUGAGAAACAUGUUUCCACCGAAUCCCAUCCAGGCUUGCUUCCAACAUCACAAGACUGUGCUGCUCCCGUUUACGUCAAACGGGACACGUUCUAUGGUGGGAAGCUACGUAGGCGGAUCCAGCACACUGGGCCUGAUCGUCUUCUCCUUCGUUGCUGGACGGAUUCUGCAGGAUACGCUGGAAAGAAGCAGAAUCCUUGUUGACAUUGUUGCCGUCAUCAACGCGGCCAAUAGAUUUGUGGUCAGCGUGAUACUGUGUUACUUCCCGUUUGGAAUGCUGUUCCUGACUGCCAACAGUAUUCUUGAGGUUCACGACUUGGAAACUUUCUACAGACUGACAAAGUUCCUGGGUGUGAUUCUGUUAGGACUCGUGCUCCAUUCAGUGGUCAUUCUACCGGCGCUGUACUAUUGGAUUGUAAGACGUAACCCGUGGACUGUGGUCAGAGGGGUUUUUCCUGCCUUACUCACUGCGUGGUUCGUAACCUCCAGCACCGCCACACUGCCGGUGACUUUGCGGUGCUGUGAGAGCCGCAACAAGAUUGACCCUAGAAUCACCCGCUUCAUGCUGCCCAUCGCCACCACCAUGAACAAGCAUGGGACGGCCCUGUACGAGGCAGCCGCUGCAGUUUUUGUUGCACAAUUCUACAAUAUCAAUCUGAACAUGGGCCAGCUACUCACCAUCGGAGUGGCUUCAGCGGUCUCCAGUCUGGGAUCAUCAGCGCUUCCAGCGGCGGGAGCCACAACCACCAUCUUUGUCAUGUCACUAGUCGGCAUACCUGCAAAGAAUGCCGCCAUCUUGAUGGCAACGGAAUGGCUGCUAGACCGCUGCAACACUGUGGUCAAUGUGCUGGGAGACUGCUUCGGCGUGGCACUCAUCGAAGCGCUGUCCCUAAAUGAACUGGGAGUAGAGCCGUCGAAUGAGAAUGCUGAGGAACACAUGCAGGAUACGCAGGUCCCCUCCACUAUUCCCUGAGGAUUCCCUCUGCAACCCACCAGAAUGUAUUAUAGUUGUGUUAUUGAUAUGUUAUGUAACCAAAUGUAGUAGUAUUAAUGCUAAUGUGAUUCCAAUUAAUUGUUAUUCUAAUAGAACAUCUUUAUGCCCAAAUGUUGUUUUGAAACUUAUAAUAAAAUGUCUUAUUCUGUG